This is a messenger RNA of Penicillium coprophilum, 3741 nucleotides long. RefSeq lists its product as uncharacterized. The record is from RefSeq and is a predicted model, not a curated record. Lineage: Eukaryota; Fungi; Ascomycota; Eurotiomycetes; Eurotiales; Aspergillaceae. The transcript has a single exon. The coding region runs from base 1 to 3741 and encodes 1246 amino acids.
AUGCAGUCCACCAAAGCACCCGACUUUCUGGAUACCGGGGCCGUGUCCCGUUCGCGCAGUCCCAGUAUCGUAUCUAGCGACUCGCAAUUUUCUCGAGUCAACCUGGUGUCCCCACCGUCCGUAACGCCGUCCCCAGCGUUCAUCUCCUCAUCUGCAGCUUCAGAUAUCAUCUCUGCCGACCAGGAGUUCAACGCCGCCGACUUUGUGGCCGAAAAUGAGGAAACCGGGGCCGGUGCCACGGCCCUGGUGACCCCCGCUGCCUUAUCGCUCCUCAACGGAUUUCUCGAUAACCUCUUGUUUAAUAUUCUGGCGUCGUCAAAAUCGACCCAGCUUGCUUGUAUUCGACCUGCGAUGGCCGAUGUGUUAAAGCCCCGCUUAGCCAAGGAAGUUGUUUCCGCGGCCGAAGAAGAGUUGAGCGAAUUCAUGGGCGGGGCGGAAGAUGAGCAGACAGAAUUCCGCGGCGGUCAGGAACCCGGGGGUGAUUUUGAUCUGAUACGCUCAUGGAAGUUAACCCGUCUACGAUGCAUGGUCUACACACGACUAGGUGACAUGGAGGAGGAUGACGAGGACGAAUUUAUCGCGCAAGAUAGCCUUGGAGAGACGGAUGGAGCACCCCGCAGAUUUACAAGUCAUGUCGACAACAUCACACCAGCAGCUUCUAUUUUCCUCACCUCGAUCAUUGAAUACAUUGGCGAGCGUGCACUCGUCAUUGCUGGCGAGACAUCGCGGUCCCGUUUGUCGGCACAGCUCAAUAAUGGCGGUGAUGAGUCGAGUGGAUCCGGAGAACGGAAAAGAAUCGACCGACUGGUGGUGGAAGAUCUCGAUAUGGAGAAGUUGGCCCUGAAUGCAACCUUGGGUCGCCUAUGGCGUACCUGGAGGCAACGCCAACGCAGAACCACUCUUUCGCGAACCCUAUCUCGUGAAUCAUUCCGCCCUCGUGGAUACUCCAUGGCAAACAGCAGAAAGAGUAGCAUUGUCACAAUUGAGGAACCAGUGACUCCCAGUGAGCCUCUCCCCGCCGCGUUGCCGGUUUUUGACCCCGCUACUGUUCCCUUACCAAUGAGCGACUACGAUGUUCAAGAGAUUGAGGUCCCUGGCUACAUUGGGGAUCUAGAUGGGGUACAUGGGGAGGUACAGACCAUGGAGGCCGUUGUUGCUCACAAGGUGCGACCACGCAGUCUGAUGGUGUUUUCAUCGCCCUCGCUUGUGCCAAAAUCACCAGGUUCGGCAAACAGUUCGCCCGUGAGUGCGUCAGCUAUCGAACCCGGAAAAUUCAUCCGUCAUGUUCGUACGAGAUCUCUACCCAAUGGGGCACCCUCGCCCGACUCUUCUGAGGAUGAGCCAGAGUUCCCAACAGAUCACCCAUCACCCACCACAUCGGAGAAAACGCAACUUGAGACUAUGUAUGAGGAUGAUGAAUCGGCAGAAUAUGUGGAUGCAGCUGAGACAACUCCGGGAAUUGCUAUCACGACAGAACACGACGAGACAGCAUCCUUCGAAUCUGCAGCAGAAACUUCUGAAAAUGCGAGAAUGUCGAUCUUGCUCGAAGAAGAAGAGGAGACACCCGCAGUCAGCGAAAUGAUUGCAUCCUUGCGCGCCACCGCACAAGACGAAGACGCUACGACUGAUCAAUCUAAUAGUGCCCGUGUCUCCAUUGUGUCCUUGGGUGAUCGGCCGAAUCAGAAAGACCCAGAAGUGAUUGAGGGCACUGGGUUAUGCGAAAAACCUAAAUUGACUUCGACGAUACACCGACCAAAACGACAAACCUCUAGGGAUGUUAGUCUCCUUAAUGGAACGUCGAUCUCUGGACAAACUAGCGACUCUGAAUUGCAAGCUGUUGCGGAGAGUAAGCCUCCAAUGCAAGGGGUUGAGACCACGCCGGCCCCACCCGCACCCCCCAUCGAGGCUAUCACAUCAUAUAUCGAUCGUGACGCGACCAACGAAGAUCAGAGUAAGCCGAUCAUGACAGCCACGGCUUCGACUCGAUCAUCGGAGGAUUACCCCGAUACGGCAAACUCUUCACAAUCUCUCUCGCCCGAUAUGGCUCGCCCGAUUUCUGUUUCAGGUAUUUCGCAACGGUCGAAAAGUCGCCCCAGACCUGCUCCAUUGGAGGUGGCAGCCAGCAACCGAAGCCUCUCCGCCUCCGCAUCUGCCUCCACUGUUGAACGAGCGGCUGUUCAGCGCAUGUCUCGGCCAUCAAUCUCGAUGUCUUCAUCCAUCGUUAAAUCCCGCCGGUCUGGAAGCUUCGGCAGUGGUCGUGAGAACAUGCGUCCAGUGACUGCUGGAUCUACCACGUCGCAAGUGUCUAAUAAACUGAAGGGUAUCAUGGGUCGACCACAGGGUGACUCUAGUUCGCUGCGCAUGCGCAGCUCGUCUGAGACUAGUCGCGCAUCUGGCGGUAGCGGAGACUCCGUAGACGAUAUUGCAGACUUGGACAAGUUGAUCAAUAGUGAUGAGACUAUCCAUUACACCCUUACUCCCCGAAGUGUGAGGGAGAUGACCUUCCCUGACGCGUCCAAUCGCGCAGUUCCCCGAUCAGAGACGGCAGGCGGCGUCUCCGACCUGGCUGAGUUCUUGAACACCACUGCACCACCAGGUGAAGACCAACACCGCCCUCACGCCUCGGUCUCCUCAAGAGCUACUGGGGAGAUGACUCCAAUCUCCCACACCAAAUCUAUCGAGUCACCCAAACAUAUCCCGCUCACCACGCGCUUGACCAACAUGUCAUCAACGUCGAGGUCUAGCAAGAUAGGGCAGGCACGGGAUGCACGAGUUGCACCUUCUGAUUCGACACGCGACUUUGCGGACUUCAUGAGGUCGACUGGCCCUGCUAGUGGGCCAUAUGAGUUUAAGACCUCGAUCUCUGCCGAAGGCACACGGCCUGUUCGUCCUCCAUCAAAUGUCUCGACUACCUCCCGCGGAAAUCGACCUAAGCUCCAAGCUCGGUCUGCUGAGACGAAAGGAUUCCAGACCUCGGAUCUCAUCGACUUCAUUCGAGAGGGACCUCCCAUGCCGGGAGGUGCUCACCGUAUUCCUCGGACAGUUGCACCGUUCCGCAACACCAUUGAUUCGGAUGACCUUCUGAUGGAAACCACAACAUCCAGCUCCUUCGUCAGUACUGGUAAUGGAUCUACUCCUAAUAAAUCAUUGACAUCUCUUGGUUCACGGACCGGGUUGCUGGAUUCAAACCGAAGCAAGCCUACAGUGCAAGGAAGCGCCAUGGACUUCGAUGAGCCCAAGCCUGUUCGGAAGCAACGCCGUGCUCCAGAUCCCUAUGCCAUUGACGAUGACGACGAUGAUGCCCUUCUGGAAGAGCUUCUGGAAAGGGAAGCAAACCCCAAGCCCAGGCGCGAGGAAGAGAGCUUGAUGGAUUUCCUGCGCGAUGCCCCUCCUCCCCCUGAAGAACCUUCACAGCCAUUUGCAAUGAGUACCCCUGCAUCAAAUGGAGCAUCGGGGAUGAAAGCCCGCUUGCUCCGCACCUCCCAGACCUCCUUGCGCACACAAACCACCCCCAUGAAGGUCCAGUCCAACUACUCUGCCAAGGUUGGACAGGAGCGCAACAACGGCACCAUGCCUUCUAUCUCAAACCGCAAGACGGACACUGGUGAUUUGGCGGAUUUCCUCCGAAACACCGGGCCUCCUCCGGGCCCUAUGCGGGCUUCAUCAACACCGAUGGGCUCUAAGCCGAAGGAUGGUGGCAUCUCCCGUUUCUUCACCCGCCGAAAGAAGGUCGAGGCCUAA